AUCAACAGCGUCAGAACUGUCAUGGCGACGGUGGACAGUUGGAGCUGGUUUCCAGCGUUAGCUUUGGGAGUUUCUCUCCUCAAAUGUCUGUUUAUCAACGCAUAUCAUUCCACAGAUUUCGAGGUCCACAGGAACUGGUUGGCAGUCACUCACAGUCUGCCGGUGUCCAGGUGGUACCAUGAGAACUCCUCUGAGUGGACGCUGGACUACCCGCCGCUGUUCGCCUGGUUCGAGCUCGGCCUGUCUCACGCUGCUCGUCACUUCGACAGCGACAUGCUGCAGCUGCAGAACCUGAACUACGUCAGCCGGCAGACGGUGCUCUUCCAGAGGCUGUCGGUCGUCUUCACCGACGGGCUUUUUAUCUACGCUGCCAGAGAGUGCUGCAGGUGUGUUCAGGAGCAGAAGGGCACUCGGGACGUUUUGAUCCGCCCGUCCUUCGUCCUGGCCGUCCUGCUGCUCUGGAACUUCGGCCUCCUCGUCGUCGACCAUAUUCAUUUCCAGUAUAACGGCUUCCUGUUCGGAUUCUUGCUGCUGUCGCUGGCCAAACACCUGCAGUCUCGACACCUGCAGGGGGCGCUGCUGUUUGCCGUGCUGCUCAACCUGAAGCACAUCUACCUGUACGUGGCGCCGGCGUACGGCGUCUACCUGCUGCGGAGCUACUGCUUCACUCAGGACGGCAGAGACGGUUCUGUGAGGUGGAGCAGCUUCAGCCCGCUGCGGCUGCUCGCUCUGGGCAGCAUCGUGGCGUCCGUCUGCGCUCUGUCCUUCGGCCCCUUCGUUUACAUGGGUCAGCUCCCUCAGGUCCUGUCCCGUCUCUUCCCCUUUAAGCGGGGCCUCUGUCACGCCUACUGGGCCCCCAACUUCUGGGCUCUCUACAACACGCUGGACAAAAGCCUGGCGAUGCUCGGUGUUCGUCUGGAGCUGCUGCAGGAGGCGGAGCUUCCUCGCGCCUCCAUGACGGGCGGCUUGGUUCAAGAGUUUCAGCACUCGGUCCUCCCCCCCGUCAGCCCCUCCCUCACAGUCACCUGCACCCUGCUCUCCAUCCUGCCGGCGCUGGCGUCCAUCUGGCGGCGUCCUCGCGGUGCUCGCGGUUUCCUGCGCUGCCUGCUGCUCUGUGCUCUCGGAUCCUUCCUGUUCGGCUGGCACGUCCACGAGAAGGCCGUCCUGCUCGCCAUCCUGCCGCUCAGCAUCCUGGCGGUGGAGAGCAGAGAGGAUGCUGGGAUCUUCCUGCUGCUGACCACCACAGGUCAUUACUCGCUGUUCCCGCUGCUCUUCACCCCCGCAGAGCUGCCCAUCAAAGUGCUUCUGAUGCUGAUGUUCACCAUCUACUCUUUCACUGCUCUGAUGAAACUUUACAGUGGUCAGGGCUCUCUGCUGCGCCCUCUGGAGGUCGUCUACCUGCUCGGGCUGCUCGCCGUGGCGCUCGCCUGCGAGGUGGCUUUCCCCCUGACGCCGUGGCAUCAGACGCUGCCCUUCCUGCCCCUGCUGGCCACCUCCGUGUACUGCUCCCUGGGCGUCUGUUACAGCUUCCUGCGUCUUUACGUCAGCCUUCUGCGGCAGGAGGAGAGGCCCAAACAGCUGUGAGAGCUUGCAGGUACACGCCACCUCUAAACCAAUGCAUGCUGGGAUACACUCCAGCCUGUAUGGAUGGUACAUCAGCUGACAUAUUGCACUUUUACAUCUGGCUCGGUGGAAACUCGAGUCAUAUCAGAAACUGUUUCCAGGUGGAUAAAACAAACUCACCACAUGGACCAAAACCUGAGACAUUGAAGUUUGUUUUUCUAUACCUUCAAAUAAAAAUAAAGAUCAUUUAUCUCA
Cottoperca gobio is the source of this 1818-nucleotide messenger RNA. It is a transcript of the gene alg8, whose product is annotated as ALG8 alpha-1,3-glucosyltransferase. NCBI's taxonomy places the organism in Eukaryota, Metazoa, Chordata, Actinopteri, Perciformes, Bovichtidae. Gene Ontology annotation, cellular component: endoplasmic reticulum membrane. Gene Ontology annotation, biological process: dolichol-linked oligosaccharide biosynthetic process; protein N-linked glycosylation. Bases 22 to 1584 code for a protein of 520 amino acids. Gene Ontology annotation, molecular function: dolichyl pyrophosphate Glc1Man9GlcNAc2 alpha-1,3-glucosyltransferase activity. The record is from RefSeq and is a predicted model, not a curated record. The transcript has 14 exons.